This is a messenger RNA of Necator americanus (New World hookworm), 1110 nucleotides long. RefSeq lists its product as uncharacterized. The record is from RefSeq and is a predicted model, not a curated record. Gene Ontology annotation, cellular component: membrane. The transcript is spliced from 9 exons. Gene Ontology annotation, molecular function: transmembrane transporter activity. Bases 1 to 1110 code for a protein of 369 amino acids. Gene Ontology annotation, biological process: transmembrane transport. NCBI's taxonomy places the organism in Eukaryota, Metazoa, Nematoda, Chromadorea, Rhabditida, Ancylostomatidae.
AUGCCUUUAAAUUCAGGAUUGGCUCCAUCUUGGCAAGUGUUGAACAUUUUGCGUUUUUUCCUCGGACUUUUCAUCGGGGGAGCUCUGGUUACACUUGGAACAUUUGUAACGGAAUUACUACUUCCGGAACAACGCAUGGUUAUGCGAGGAGUGUUCAACUGGGGAAUUGCUCGAAUAAUACUCACAAUCACCUGUAUGCUGUUUCCUGAAUGGAGAGCUGCUAGCAUAGCUUGUGCUCUCAUACUCAUUCCUGCAAUCCUUUGCAUUUUCUUUGUUUUUCCAGAGAGUCCAACUUGGUUGCACAAUAAGGGUCGCAUAGAGGAAAUGUAUGAUGCGGAACGCUACAUAGCUCAUUUCGCUGGAGUGAAGUAUGAACCUGUCGAGCACAAAAGCAUUGAACAUGUAAAGACACUCUUCGAAAUGUUGCAAACACCAGGACUUUUCCGACGAUUAGCCGUAUUGUGGAUGAUGUGGUUCGUCGCUGCAUUUUGUGCAUAUGGGAAUGAUCUUAACUCAAACACCAUCUACGGAAAUUUAUUUGUGAAUCAGAUCCUCUUCGCUGUGCUCAUCACUAUUUCGAAAUGGGUUCUCCUAGCAGUCGAUACUCUGUUCCCAACGUUCAGCCGCCGAACACUUCAUCAGGGUGCUCAGUCUGUGGUGUGCGUCUGCUUCCUAGUCCUCAGUGUCCUUACAAUGCAGCAUUAUAAGGGAGUUGGUAUCCUGGUGAUAAAUCUCAUCGGCAGCGUUUUCAUCGAAUACACGUGGGAUGCGUGCUUCUUGUGUGCUGUAGAGUCGCUCGAGACGUCGUGUCGCGGCAGCGGCACUGGCAGUUGCUCGUUAAUGGCGCGUAUUGGCGCCAUAUCUGCACCUUUCCUCACAUACAUGAACAAUUUUUGGCCUCCUUCUGUGUAUUUUAGUGUUUUCGUGCUAGGAACAACUAAUCUCAUGAUCUCUUACAAUUUUCUGAUUGAGACUAAAGGUGUAGAUCUUGACAAUGUCGAAACAAAAGUGGUCGAGCAGAAUAGAGACGCUUUGCUCAUGGAGCCAUCUACGAGCGAAAUUGACGUUAGUCCAGGCAGUGAAAUUCUUGUCGAUGAGCGCAGUGAUUGA